CGGCGACGGUAGCCGUGCGAUUCGGCACGGUGUUCUCCGUCGAUCGUUCGGACUAUCGAUCAAACGUCGUCGCGACUUCGUGUGACAGUGGUGAUCUGUGUCCCGGUUGUUCCCGUCGAGAUCGCGGCUCCGCGAUCUGCCGUACGCCGAUCGCGAGUAUGCAGUGUCAUGUCCGUGCCGUUCGAGAAUCCGCUUCCUUUUGGCACCGAGGUUAAACAUUAAUGCCGCACGAGACGAGUUGUUUCGGAGCUAGUUCGGAGAUGAGCACGGAUAUGUAAUUUACGAUGACGUACCGUGGUGAAUGCCGUAGUGUGCAGUGAAUAUGUGGUAAACAAUUGGCAUUUGCUUCACCAAUCCAUGUGCACGAGUCAGGCUCGAGCGAUAACACGAGUAAAUAAAUAAGUGUUUCGAUUAAGAAAGAGCGAUGCUGAAGAAGAAGACGGAUAAAACAGAAAAGUGAUCGGUUUCUGUAUCGUUAGAAUAGAGAAUGAGUAGAACCUUGCAUCGUACGCUAAUCAUUAUAUACGAAAAGAAAGAUAAUAAGCUAUCGUAAUCAGAUUCAUGCUCCUUUUAAUCGUCUAAAUAAAUUUCUAUAGUUGUUAUAAUGACGCGACGCGUUUUAACAUAAGCGCAUAGUACACGCUCAAAGUUGAAAAAUAGACGAAAGUUAAGCAGUGAAACAUUUCUCGAGCCGGUUUCGGUGAACGGUGCGUUCUUCAAGAUCCGUAACAGAUCAUCCUGAAGACGAUUUAUCGCAAAUUGGCAAUUAAAUCGUCCCCUGGUUAUCACGUUUCUCACCUCGGAAGAUCGAAGCAAACACCGAUGCAAGUGCAAGUUAGUGCGUCCUAUGCGCAGUAAGCAACAAGCGUUGGCACACCUCGAGGAAGAUUUGCGCCAACCGCAGUUGCCCAACUCCAGCAAUCUGCAGCUCGGCAAUCACCUUCAAAAUUUGGUCCACGCGAGCAAAGAGCUCUCGACCGUGAAGACGAGGCCGACGACACCCGUCCUGGCGAACGACGGAGGGGGCGGCUUCUGGCUGGCCACAGUGGCCGCGGGGGCGAGUACCCCAGCCGGGCUGCCCCCGCACGGGACCCAUCAUCCAGCCAUGGACCCGACAUGCGGAUCCGCCGAAACCGGCUUUAUCAACAGCCAGCCCUCCAUGGCCGAAUUUAUGACGGCAUUGCCGCAAUUAGCCGGGGACAGCAGCCUGCAACAUUCACCGGGGACCGGUGGAUCCAUCAGUCCUGGCGCUCAUCAUCCCGCAUAUCACACUAUGAUGGAUCCCCAUGGUGUCGCUGACCCUUCAGGUGUCAAUGUUCCUGAGUAUCCUUGGAUGAAGGAGAAGAAAACCACUAGGAAGAGUAACCAGCAGGAGAAUGGCUUACCAAGAAGAUUGCGAACGGCCUACACGAAUACCCAACUUCUCGAGCUGGAGAAAGAGUUUCAUUUCAACAAGUAUCUUUGUCGACCGCGAAGGAUAGAGAUCGCAGCAUCACUGGAUCUUACAGAGAGACAGGUAAAGGUUUGGUUUCAAAAUCGGCGAAUGAAACACAAGCGGCAAACGCUCAGCAAAGAAGAUGGCGACGAAAAGGACGGUUCUACGUCGGACGGCAUGGAGAAGCCUAAAGGCGACAAAAUGUUAUCCCCCGACAACGAUGAGAAGAAGAGCUGUCAUAACUGUGAUAUUUCGGGCGUAAGUGAUGUCGGUAGCACUCUAACCGGCGACGUUACCGAUCUAACUUCUUCCGGCCGAAGAAGCAGCAACAACAACAAUACACCUGGUGCGACUAAUAAUAAUAACAACAAUAACAGUAAUACCGGUUUCAACACAAAUAGCAACGGCGCCAGUAGCGUCGGCAGCACCAACAGCGUCUCCAGCUCGUUCGAGAAGAUGAUAGUGGACGAUGAUUCAAGGUCGCAGGAUGGGAGCGAAGUGACAUCACCGAGCGUGACGAAAAAAUUGUCGGGCGAGGUGAGAGUGAAGGUCGAGAGCGAUCACAAGAGUCCGAACGCCGCGAAGCAGCAACAGCAGCAGCAGCAGAUAUCGGUGAGCAAGAAAUCGCCAUCGGCCAGCGGGAAGGAUAUGUGCUCGGUUAACAGCAACGGCGUAUUGCUGGCCAUGCCGGACUCGACGGUCAGCACGCCGGUUCUGCCCGGUCAGAACUCCACGAGAAGUCUUACGCCCUCCUCGACACCCGGCACCCCCGUCUCCGUCCAGCUUCAACAAGGCAGCCCCCUCGGUAUUCAGCAAACGACUCACGCGGCUUACAUGCAGAGACCACGUAGCUCACCGUCCUCCACGACCGCGUUGCCGGCACCGAUAUUGCAUGCCACGGCAAAUCCAGGCACGAUGUCGCCUCAUGGCGGUCGAGGCAUCUCGGGUAAUCAGCAGGCGCACUUUCAGCAGCAGGGUGUCUAUCAGUCGACACCGGCUGUCGAUUAUCGAAACGGCGUGCCCGCCAACAGGCAGAACAUACCUACAGCGACGCAGCAGACGCAAUCGCAAAAUAGUUACUGCUCCCGGGACGCGUAUCAGCAACCAAGGAUCUCUUAUCCGGGUGAGGUGAAUUCUCUGUACGUCAGACAAAACCAGUCGGUGGGCUCAAGGAUGACGCAUCACGCUCGAACAACGACGUGCGCGACGUCAAGGUCGAUGUACGGUGCCGCCAACAUGCAGCAGUUUCAUCAGCAGCAACUGCAGUACGGCAGCACCGGAGAAUACAAUGGAUACCCGCAGGCUGGGCCGCCUUAUCACGCUUAUCAUCGAGGUAUGCAGAGUGCCGCCAAUGCCUAUGGCACCGGUCAAGGGUACUCGGCGACGCAGAACGAGCAAGGCACAAACGACUACAUGACGCCCGGGAAUUACUCAGGUUACUCUGGCGGCAGUUAUCACGGCGGGACCGGCGAGAAUCUGGCGACGCACGGCCACGCCGUCGUCCCCGGUCAACACGGUUACUUCAACGACAUCCAGCAACAGCAGCAACACCCGCAGCAACAUACCGCCGAGAGUUACGUCACCCAUCAGCCGCCGAUGCAUCCCAGUUCCGGUGACUAUCGGCCAAGCGGCAGCAAGUGUCAUCCGGGCGCGUAUUACGAGCAGACCGGUCAGCUGCACGUUCAUCAGGGAGGGGAGGCAUCCAGCAUCCCCAACAGCUACGUCUCGUCUCCCGAUCCGUUCCCCGCACCAGGCAUGACGACGACGGCGACGGCGAUCGCGGCUGCCACUGCUGCAGUUAUCACGCCACCCGGGAGCACUGGCCAGACCGACAGUAACAACGAGUCUUACGGCAAUUACGGCAAUUUCUACGGCGAUCCGGUACACUCAGCAGCGACGGCGGCACCGCCGCCACCGUCCGCCGACAACAGCAACAGCUCGUCCGACUUCAACUUCCUGAGCAAUCUGGCGAAUGACUUUGCUCCCGAGUACUAUCAGCUCAGCUGAGUCCACGAGACCGAGAGCUCUUGCCAGCUAGACUGGGGCGACGAGCAAUGCCUGCUCAAUGCUUUGUACUGAAGCACCACCUAAUCGUCGUGAUAAGAGCCGCGUGUAAGAGUCCACGUGAUACAUACAUUAGUACUCGUGAUUUAUUAGGAUUAUGUGUAAAUGAAUAUUGUGUGUAAAAAUGCAACUGUGUCGCGCAGAUUAAAGAUACCGUCAACAACGUGUGCGUCUAAACGUUAGGCACGUUUGACCUCGAUUAUUGAAAUAGUUUGAAAUCAUUUCUUUCGCGAAUUUGUGUCGGGAUUUAUUUCAAAACUAGCUGCGCUAAUCAAGAUUUAUGGGGGACUGAUUUAGAAUAAUUGUAAAUAUAAAACCUGAAAUAUAUGUGUGUGUGUGGGAUUUAAACUGAAGUUCGACAACUGCAAGCAUAUCUCAAAUAAUUCGGAUUACCAGGGAAAUUGUCGACUUUUCUCGGUUGCAAGUCUGGAUUAUAUUCCAUCUCUCGGUCCAUGUUAUAAAUAAAAUAUCGAUUUUAAUAUUUCUUACUAUCGGGCAGGAUGUCAACCUAUCAAUUUACAUUCCAAACGUUCAAGUAUGUUUCGGCAAAUUUAAAACAGUGGCAACGAGUGCAAUGGUUGUGUUAAUUUUAAAUUGAAGCGAGGGCAAAACAGAAUUCUCUCCCUUAUCUUCUAGAAUUUUUUAUAAACUGUGACUGUUUCAAAGUGAAUUUAUCGUCACCGUUUCGAUUCGCGAAACACUCUUAAUCGCAGGAGACGAAAAGUGUGACUUGUAAGUGAUAUUAGACUGAUAUAUAGCUGUGGAUUACAAACGUGCACGAGGAAUAAUGUAAAUAUGUCAAAAAGUUCGCUGUCGUGGGAUGAAAAUUUCGAUUUCCAGCGAUUCUCGUGAACGAAAACACGAGGUGUAAGUGCAAUCUCUUCUUGUGGCGUGGGCGGUCUCUACAUUAGCGUAUCUCGUUAGGGUGUUUGAAAACUAGAACGUAUAAAUUACUGAAAUACCGUUUUUUUUUCGAUUUCGAUAUAAUUUUAUUGGCAUUGGUUUGAUUCGAGCGUUUAAUCAUAUUUGAAAAUCUUGAAGAAAAAACUCGAAGAAGUUUCUCUAAAUUACGCACCUGCAGGUAUUUUAAUUUUCACAUGAUAAUCAAUAACGCGAUAAACGAGAGAUUAUACUUGAUUUCAAACGAAACGAGACGAGUAGAUGCAUGAGCAAUAAUUAACAAUGACACAACGUGUACAUAUAUAGAUAUAUCAUAUGAAAGAUAUGCUAGAUUAAUGGAACACAAACAAAUAAGAAAAUCGCAUUUAUACACAGUUACGAUUACUAUACCGAGUACACUUCUGAAAAGUGAAAUAGGUACAAUUCGUUAGUUUUAAUUAAACACAGGAAAUAGAUGUCUAUCUCUUUCUCUCUCUCUCUCUUUCUCUUCUCUCUCUUAUAAAAAUUAUCCUCUUAUUGAAUACGGAGAAUAGUUGAAAUCGGUCACUAUUGCGAGAAAAGACAAAUGCACCUGUAAAAACUUUACCUGCGCCAUUCGUUUUGUGAAAAAAUGAAACGAAUCUGUAAAAUUAACUCGGAUCGAUAUGUUGCUCCACGUGGAUAUAAUGUUAUUUGAUGACGUUGGAACACAUCGUUGAGCAAUAUAUCGAGUGAUAAUCUACAUCUCUCCCUACGAUGAGGAGUGUAAUGUAAUAUCUAAUACCUAUUAAAUAUAUAUUAAUACAUAUAUCGGUUGCAUUAUCUCAUUUUUUCACAAACCGCAUUUCUUUUGUAAUAUCUAGAGCGCUAUUUUAAGCGAACCAAAUAAAUUAUUGUCACUCACACGGUAGAUAAUUGUAAAAGUAAAAAAAAAAAUAGAUAGGAACGUAACUUUAAUUUUCACCUCGCGGCAACAUAUUUAAUAUACGCAAAUCUUUUUGUAUAAAACAUUAUAGGCGCCGUCGUUGUUCAUAUAAAGAUUCUCAUGUACAUAAUGCGCGUACGAUAACCGUAUAUUGUUUAUUCAUUCUUAACUAUAUAAUUGUGUUGCAAGUGAGCCCUCGACACGGUAUAAACAAAAGUUAUCAUCACACGUGUACAUUCACUCACGGAUACAUUUGACAAAUACAGGUCA
This is a messenger RNA of Camponotus floridanus (Florida carpenter ant), 5573 nucleotides long. RefSeq names its product homeotic protein proboscipedia. Gene Ontology annotation, biological process: regulation of DNA-templated transcription. The coding region runs from base 848 to 3442 and encodes 864 amino acids. Lineage: Eukaryota; Metazoa; Arthropoda; Insecta; Hymenoptera; Formicidae. Gene Ontology annotation, molecular function: DNA binding; DNA-binding transcription factor activity, RNA polymerase II-specific. The record is from RefSeq and is a predicted model, not a curated record. The transcript is spliced from 3 exons.